UGCUCCGCGGACCUGCACCUGUAGAAGCGUUGGCUGCCAUCGCAUUUGUCCGAUCGAUCUCCCUUUCGCCAUGGUUUUGAUGAGAUCCAGAUCGAGACAACCCUAAUUCCUCCUCGCAAGGUUCGCCAAGCCCUCGUUGUCAUGGUCACUGGUCACUAGUCACAGCACGGCGUCGCCUGUAGCAGUGACCCAACGAAGGAGGGUUAUUUAGUUGGGAAUCUUGGGAUAACAGUGGCUCGUUUGACAUUUAAUGGAUAGCGACCCCCGACUUGUCUGAUUGCUGGCUUCCGCUGUGGCGAUGAGGAGGAGGUGAGAAAGAUGGACGGGGAUGUUCUUGAGCCUCCCCAUCCCUAUCCGUCACCUUUCUGCUGCCGUAGUUUACUCCCAGCCAUGGAUCGAGACCCUCGAACCCUUGCUUUCCUCCCCGUGUCUUGUUGACUUUGAUGCCGGGUUCUGAUUGGAGCAAUAACGUUGGUGUGUUUUGAAUCGCUUGUAUUUUUGAGCGAUUUGGGGACGAAGUUCUUGAAAAUUUGACUUUUUUAGGUUUUGCUUCUGUAUCUCGCUUUCUGUUGGUCAAUAGCGCAUUUAAUCUCUCUGUGAGCACGAUGGACUGGAAUGAUAACGCUUCGUUGCUUUGGGAUUGGGACAAUCACGCGCUGGCCGGCGGCCACUGCAAACCGUCCUCCUCCGCCGCCACCGCUUCGUCUGGCUCUGAAUCUGGGAAUGGUUCGUCCUCCAAGAGCACCGUCUCCGCUUCUUUCGAUUCAUCGUCCAGAACUGGAAAGGAGCAGGAGUUUGAUCCAAGCCCUAAGGCGGAAGACAAGAACAACUUUCUACAGGAGUCUAGCUAUUUUCCAGUCACGCCGUCAGAGACUGGAUUGGAGGAGUCUCAGAUAGGGUUAAAGCUCGGCAAGAGGACCUACUUUGAAGAUGUUUCAGCUGAUAGCAACGCCAAUAACCGUUUACCGCCACUGGAUUCUGCUCCGGCAACAACUGCUCUCAAGAAGUCGCGUGUGUCUUAUCUGAGUUCAGAGAGGGCCUGCUGCUGCCAAGUUGAAGGCUGUGAUUUUGAUCUUAGUGGGGCUAAGGAUUAUCACCGGAAACACAGGGUAUGUGAAACCCACUCCAAAUGUCCCAAGGUUGUCAUUGCUGGUCAGGAGCGCAGGUUUUGUCAGCAAUGUAGCAGGUUCCAUGAACUGUCGGAGUUUGAUCAGAAAAAGAGAAGCUGUCGCAGACGCUUGUCUGAUCAUAAUGCACGACGGCGCAAGCCACGACCGAAUUUAAUCUCAUUCAGAUCAAUAAAUUUCUCCUCAUCAUUUUGUGAUGACAAACAACAGAUGAAGUUCCUUUGGAAUAAAGCUCCUUUUGGACAGAUGAGAUCCAUGACAAGCACCAUUAAUGAAGGUUUGCAAAGUUUCAAGCUCACACAAACAAAAGGACCAUGGACAAAAUCAGGAAAAGAAGGCAGCAUCGAUGGGCAGCAGUACUUGCCAAACACUGAACUAUCAAAUGGAUGUUUCUCACUUUAUCAGGAUGUAGACAAGCUCUUGCCACUCAAGGGUACUGUGGCCGAAGUUCUCAAUCAAGGUUCAGAAGCAUCUGCAGGAGCUUCGAACUUGGAUGGAGCACCGGAUCUUCAGCGUGCUCUCUCUCUUCUGUCAACCAAUACUUGGGGUUCUCAUGAUCCUGGACAAAAUUCUUCCAUUGUUGACAUUAUGGAUGCUAACUACACUGCUACAUUACAGCCCAUAAUGCCUGCAGCGAACACCUCAAAUCACUGGAUCUAUGGGCAUUCUGCUGCUCAACAAGCUCAACAGCUUCCAUUUGCCAUGCAAAGAAAUGGCGACUACAAGCCCCAUGAGUUCCCCCAACAGAGCACACUCUACAGGGAUACUAUCUUUGAUCCCAGUCAGAUUCAUUGACCGUGUGAAAUCAAACUGACUGAUUCUCGGGUUCCCUAUAUGUUGCUUCCAUUACCUUUCAAAGUGCUGCUUUAGAUAUUGGCUCAAGCCGCUGCAGCAUUACCAAAGACAUUGGUUGCUCUUAAUUCUUCAUGCACUACGGGUGCUUGUUAAUGGUGUAUUAAGGUACAUGCUCUGUGCUAAGAUUCUCAAAUUGUUCCUUUUCUGCCUCCCAAAACAUUGCAAGGUUUAAAAGGAUGCACUGCCCUUUACUUUCUGUAUUGUAGAAUUAAGUAGCAAGAUUCUUCGAAUUAUAUUUUCUA
Molecule: messenger RNA, 2224 nt
Organism: Zingiber officinale
Lineage: Eukaryota; Viridiplantae; Streptophyta; Magnoliopsida; Zingiberales; Zingiberaceae
Product: squamosa promoter-binding-like protein 12
Exons: 5
Coding region: 606-1922 (438 amino acids)
Cellular component (GO): nucleus
Molecular function (GO): DNA binding
Source: RefSeq, a predicted model, not a curated record